This is a messenger RNA of Jatropha curcas, 1256 nucleotides long. NCBI's taxonomy places the organism in Eukaryota, Viridiplantae, Streptophyta, Magnoliopsida, Malpighiales, Euphorbiaceae. The record is from RefSeq and is a predicted model, not a curated record.
AUGGCAGGGUGUAACUGGUCCGAGACUAGAUGUAGAGCUUUGAUGGAAUUCGCAAACGCCAGCUUUGGUUUGGAGUAUUACACGCAGAAUCACUCCCGGCGGCUUAAUCUUCAUCACCGAGGCACCACCGGUGUCUCCUACUGGCCCUGGUUUCCUCAUCUUCUGUCAACUGUGGCAUGUUGGCGUGCAUCUCAUCAAGUUUAUCAACCCAAUGGAGCUGCACCCAUAUCAUCGACGAGCAAGCCCAUAUCAAACAGAUGGAGAAUUCUCAUGCCAGAUGGGUCCUAUGGCAAGUACCCAACACCUAGGCGAUUGGAAACCUCUGAAAUACUUGACGUAGUGGAGAAUUAUCGCCAGGCAGCCGUGAAUGCCAUUCGAGCAGGAUUUGAUGGAAUCGAGAUCCAUGGGGCUCAUGGUUACCUCAUUGAUCAAUUCUUAAAGGAUGGGAUCAAUGACCGAACAGAUGAUUAUGGUGGAUCAAUCAACAACAGGUGCAGAUUCUUAAUGCAGGUGAUUCAAGCAAUAGUUGAUGCCAUUGGUGCAGAUCGUGUUGGUUUCAGAAUGUCACCGGCAAUUGAUCACCUUGAUGCAGUAGAUUCUGAUCCACUGAACUUGGGACUUGCAGUGAUUGAUAGACUUAACAAACUUCAGUUAAACGUUGGAUCAAAACUCGCCUAUCUCCAUGUCACUCAGCCUCGCUACACAGCUUACGGUCAAACAGAAUCAGGCAGAGGUGGCUCUGAAGAAGAGGAAGCUCGGUUAUUGAGAACAUGGAGAAGGGAGUAUCAAGGAACUUUCAUUUCUAGUGGUGGGUUCACAAGGGAGCUAGGAAUGCAAGCUAUAGCUGAAGAUGCUGCAGAUCUGGUAUCCUAUGGCCGACUUUUUAUUUCAAACCCGGACUUAGUUUUGAGAUUAAAGCUCAAUGCACCCUUGAAUAAGUAUGUCAGGAAGACUUUCUACACCCAAGAUCCUGUUGUCGGCUACACAGACUACCCAUUUUUGAGUGAAGUAAAUGGGAACCAAGAGCCACUUUCACGCCUCUGAACUCAAAGUAAUUGGAACUUUUGUGUAUCGUAUAUGCAUUUGAAGUUUUAAUAAACAUCCGGUAUUUGGUCUAUAAGUGAAUGGCUUUGUCAAGACUUUCAGCUCAAACAAAGGUAAUUAUUUGUAUCCUUCUUUGUUUGAAAGAUUUAAAGUGUUUUGUAUAAUAAUUUAAUUCACAUAAACAUAUGUUCAAAAGAAAAAGGUUUGUGACA